AGGUCCAUACAGAAGGAGUACGACGUAAAAAAAAAACUAAGCCUCGGGGCCCACACAGAAAGGAAGUCCCGCAUCCUCCGUUCACCUCUCUCAGAUCGGCCGGCCGGCGGCUCUGGAGAAGACUCGCCGGCUGCUGGAGGAGGGGGCGGCCGGCGGAGCAGGCGGACGCGCUGCCCUCCGGGUUCUACGACGCCUUCGUGCUCUGCGGCAUCCCCGUCCCGCCUCCUCAACUCGGGCAACUUCCUGCACGGCGGCGCAACUGAGUCGCUGCUUGACUUGGUGGGCUCUGCUGUCUUCUACACCGCUGCGGCACAAACCAGGGGCUCAUCACUAUACUAGGGAUAAACAUCUCCUACCUGGAUGCUGCAUUUUCGGAUGUAAACGACUUACCGAAUUGAGUGUGAAUACAUGUAGAGAUUGAUAUCGGAGCCAAGGUGCGCGCUGUAAAAGCAGUUGGAGUGGCUACUGUGGAACUGAAGAAAAAAUCCGGCAGAAUCAUCGCUCAGGCCCGCUAUUCCAAGUAUCUUGGUGCAUCUAGUGGACUGUGAAGGCGACCCUGCCAUAAAUAAAAUCAAUAGAAUUGUGUAUCCCAAAGAGCAAUACUGCAUGACAAGGCACUGUGAACAUAUAAGUCUGAUUACCAAAGGCUGAAAAGAAAAACCAAUUCUGAAACAAGAUGAUCUCCAUAACUGCGAGCUAGGUGUGAGUCUCUGAUUUCAUAAGCCAUUUUUCUCAAACCGACAAUUCCUAGCAUAUCUGACUUUUCAACUAUUCUGUUUUCCACUAAAAGCCUAGUUAUACCAAAUAGAAUUAUUGGUAUUCAGUCUGAUAUGUGAUAUAUGUAGAGUAUGAGACAACCCUCUGCUAUCGCUGUCCUCCCCUUGACUUGUUGUUCAACUUGGCCUCUUAUUUCAAGUUCAACCAGUUAUCUUGAAGAAAAUUUCAGCUGAAUUACUGUAUGCUAAGAACAGAUCUUCUGUCUGGAGAAUUGCUGUUUGAGGGUUUCUCAAGAACCUAUUGUCCCGUGGCUACAGUCUCUUUAUCAUGCUAUCGCCGAGCUGCCGGCCGGAUAUGUUUGCCACUGGGUACCAAUGUUUUAUGCAGAUUACCAGAUGUUUGGCCGGCAUAUCGAAAGGGAGCCAGCAAUCAAUUUUCUCCUGCACAGAAACCAUUUGUCUGGAGAAAAUGUUUUGGAUGUUCUUCCAAUUAUCUGCAAAGAAACCACUUGUCUGGAAGAAAAGAUCAAUUAGGAACUCCAAUCAGUUACAGCUUGUUUGUGAUCCUAACCUCUGGAAGCAAGCGAUCCCUUUCUAAUUCUACCGAAGGACGAUUUGGAACAACCAAAAGCAGUAUGCUGAGGAAAGGGAUCGGGGGCGCUGCCCGUGCCCCCUGUCUGGACCACGCGGGGCGGUAUCCUAGGUUUAGACACCAUGGCAAGUUGGAUCCUUGUCCAGCUGAUCUCCUUACCAUGGUCCUUGACCGUCGUCAUCAUCUCACUCAGCGCAACUGCUGACGAGCAAGGCCAGACACUUAUUGAUUCUUACUGCCGAAGCGGGGCGGCCUACGACAACUUGAAGCAGUGCCAGUCAAAUGCUCAGACUCUUGCCCAGAAGCUCCGUGAUGGCGCCAUGAAGAACGGCGGGUUCCAACAAGCUAGUAAUGGCGGCCCGCCCAACGAGGUAUUCGGUCUUGUCAUGUGCUUUGUCAACUUCAACUUGUCCAUGUGCGAGAGCUGUUUGUCAGGGGCACCCAACUUCGUGAACUACGAGUGUCCCUACACCUGGGUGUCCGGUGCACUCUAUGACGCCUGCGUCCUCAAAUACUCAAACGAGUCUUCCCUCUCCGUCUCCGACGAAUCCACCCGCUCAGACGUACUCGACGAGGGCGGAGGGUUCUACGCCCAUGACAUGGACCGCAUGAAUACAACGCGGGGGAAGCUGAUAAACCGGCUGUCGUUGGAGGCGGCUGGCUCAUCGCUGCGGUUCGCGUAUGGGAAUGAGACGUACACGGACACGGAUCUGCAGAGCGACUCACAGGCCAUGUACGGACUGGUGCAGUGCUCAAGGGACUUGGCACCCAGUGAGUGCACCAAGUGUGUAGACGAUCUGCAUAGACUGAUGGUGCUACAACUUAACAGCACCGCUGGUAAUGUCAAGGGGUUCAACUGCUAUGUGAGAUACAGCAUAGACCCGAUGAAGAUCACCACCCCUGCUACAGGAGCUGCAUCAUUUUUGCGGAGCUCCAAGCAUAGAAAACGGCCACUGAACAUUGCCAUGUUUGCGGCUGCCGGUUCAGUCUUGUUGUUGGCCGGCCUAGGCACCUUGGUAUGGGUUUUCACGCACCGGCUGAAUGAAAGGACCGAGGAGAUGGAAGAAGACUUGUUCGAUGAUGAGGAAAUGGCAGACGAGUUCAGCAAAGGGACAGGACCCAAGCGAUUUCGCUAUAAUGAGCUGGCCGUGGCCACGGGUAACUUCGCAGACAGAGGGAAGCUCGGAGAAGGAGGUUUCGGUUCAGUAUACAGAGGAUUCAUCAAGGACUUGAAGCUUGAUGUGGCAAUAAAAAGAGUGUCCAAGAGCUCAAAACGGGGGAGGAAGGAGUAUAUCUCUGAGGUGAGGAUCAUAAGCCGGCUUCGGCACCACAAUCUCGUGCAACUCAUCGGCUGGUGCCAUGGAGCCGGCGAGCUCCUUCUUGUAUAUGAGUUGAUGCCCGGUGGCAGUCUCGACACUCACCUUUACAGUAUGGAGGGUGUACUGACGUGGCCGGUCAGGCAUGAGAUUAUGCUGGGGAUCAGCUCAGCGCUUCUGUACUUGCACCAAGAGUGGGAGCAAUGUGUGUUGCACAGGGACAUCAAGCCGAGCAACAUCAUGCUGGACACGUGCUUCAGCGCCAAGCUUGGCGACUUCGGGCUCGCAAGGCUCGUUGACCAUAGCCAUGGGUCGCACACGACGGAGCUCGCCGGCACCAUGGGGUAUAUGGACCCGGACUGCAUGGUGACCGGCAGGGCCACCGCGGAGUCGGACAUGUACAGCUUCGGAGUUGUCCUACUGGAGAUAGCGUGUGGACGCAGGCCCGUUGUGGUCCUGCCAGACGACAGUGUGAUCCACCUGGCUCAACGGGUGUCGGAGUUGUACAGCCAGGGAAGGGUCCUUGACGCUGCCGACCCACGGCUGACCGGGGAGUUCGACGUCCAAGAAAUGGAGCGUGUGAUCAUCGUAGGGCUAUGGUGCACUGCCCAUGACCGCAGCCUGAGACCUUCCAUCAGGCAGGCCAUCAACGUGCUAAGGUUCGAGGCUCCACUGCCGAGCCUCCCUGCAAGGAUGCCGCCUGUUGGCUCUGCUGUUCCAUCUUUGCCUUUGCCUGAAGAUCAUAGCAGUACAACUAGCAGCAUGUACCUUAGCUAGUCAGCGCCACUCAUUCUCUAAAGCUGUUACUAGCAAGAUUCGAGGUACUCGGUUCCUCCGCCAAAAAGAAAGAAAGAAAGAUUCUAGGUAUAUAUCUAUAUACAUCAUCAAUGGCAGAGUGAGUUUAGCUA
This is a messenger RNA of Aegilops tauschii subsp. strangulata, 3532 nucleotides long. RefSeq names its product L-type lectin-domain containing receptor kinase IX.1. Gene Ontology annotation, molecular function: protein kinase activity; ATP binding. NCBI's taxonomy places the organism in Eukaryota, Viridiplantae, Streptophyta, Magnoliopsida, Poales, Poaceae. Gene Ontology annotation, biological process: protein phosphorylation. The record is from RefSeq and is a predicted model, not a curated record.